This is a messenger RNA of Balaenoptera musculus (blue whale), 3457 nucleotides long. RefSeq names its product small integral membrane protein 19 (gene SMIM19). Lineage: Eukaryota; Metazoa; Chordata; Mammalia; Artiodactyla; Balaenopteridae. The transcript has 6 exons. The record is from RefSeq and is a predicted model, not a curated record. The coding region runs from base 1599 to 2063 and encodes 154 amino acids.
CGGCCGAGCCCUGGCGGCUCCAGCCCCCGCCGCCUGCCGGGGUGGGGGUUACAUUGUCUGCCCGCUAGACUGCUCCUCUUUCCGGGACUGGCAGGUCUCACGAGUCUGGGCAGGGCCGGAAGCGCCCACGUUUGGGAGUGCAGCGUGCGACUCGCUAGCCUGGGUGGUUUUGGGCCAGUUGUGUACCCAGCCCCCCACCCCGCGUCGUCCUCCAGGUGGAGCUUUCGUGCCUCCCAGCAGGGUGAUGGUGAUAAUUAAAUGCAUAUGUCGACUGCCCAGCACAGGCCCCUCAGGUGUUAAUUGCCUUCGUCUUGCUGGUUAAAGGCCUGUGACCUUGUACCCUCCCGCUUCAGCAACCCAAGCCUUUAGCGUUUCAGAGGACUGAGGGAAAACCACAUUGAUGCGAUGGGUUGUGUUGUAAGGAGCUUGUAGACCUGUAUGAGUGACUCCAAUCUGAACUUGUUUCAAAAUAGCAAAGCUGUAAGUGAGAGACGAAAUGGAUAACAUUCAAGACAUGAUGACAAGUGAUCCUCAAAACUGAACCACCUAGACAUGGCAUCGGGAACCCCAAAUAAGGGAAAAAUUUUAAAACUUAAUGAUACAGCCGCUUGAUCCCAAGAAGAGUACUAGUUCUCUACUUAAAAGUUUGUCAAACUGAAAUCAAGCCCCGGUUGUCACAUUUUGCCAACUUUACCUCUGGAUAGUUACGUUCAGCUCAUCCUAGCAACUCCUUACUGAAAUAGUUCAAGCACUAAUUUACAGGAAAAAUAUGUGAAAAAGGUGCAGUUUUCUCAGAAAACCCCUGAAUGACAAUCCAAGCACAUGAUGGUCUUGCUGAAACAUCCAUUAACUUGCCAGGAACGAACCACUGUAACGCCCCUUGGUGCUUUAGACUUAGAGGGAGGCUGUGAGGUGUGCAGUAGCCGCUCAGCAGGUGUGCGUGUGUACACUUGGUUAGACUGGCGAGCUGGGAGGGCACCGGUCAUAGUUCAGGCCACAUGGGAGCCGUGGUCUGUACUGUGACUUUGUACAGGACCAUUCCUUAUUCCUGACAGUCUUACAAAGGCAUGCCAUUGGUCAUGAUAGAGGACCAGGCAGGAAAGGCCUACCCUCGGUGCAAGUCUUUCACAACUGUACUACUAAAAAUAACUCAAGUGCGUGUCCCCAGAACAGUAGUGUCACUGGGUACCAAUCAAGUUGUAUAAUUCACAGUAAGAUUUCACCAUUCUUGGUCAGCAGAAUUUCAGAAUCCUUCUCUAAGUAUAAUGAAAAACUGGCAUAUUUGUUAGAGGAGGAAGACAGCUCUGUAGGAAUACACCAUUUAUUGAGUGGCACAUGAACAGAAUUUUGUGGAACACUGAAGCAAGAAAUUCACCUGGCUCAGAUCCAGUCAGGUGUUAGAAAACAGUAACGCCCAAUCCUGAAACCUGCCACCGUCACUGCAUGCAUGGCCGUGCUGGCCCUUCCACAGCACCUCAAAUCAGACCUCUGAAGUCAUCUCUUAUGGCCAAAAACAGUCAUCGUUAUUUUAUGUUUUGGUACCAAUGAAAAUCUAGAAAAAAUUCUAGAUUCCAUUGUAAAGACAGUUAUAGUCUCUGAUGUUCCAAAAGUUUCCAUUCCUAAGUCCCAUGCCUGGCGGUUACGGAGCGAUGGGUGACGAGGGUUCCAUCGAUUACAGCGUUCACGAGGCCUGGAAUGAAGCCACCAACGUGUACCUGGUAGUGAUCCUUGUCAGCUUUGGGCUCUUCAUGUAUGCCAAGAGAAAUAAAAGGAAAAUUAUGAGGAUAUUCAGUGUGCCACCUCCAACAGACACUCUGUCAGAGCCCAACUUUUAUGACACAAUAAGCAAAAUUCGUUUAAGACAGCAACUGGAAAUGUACUCCAUUUCAAAUUCACAGAGACAGAAAGCAGAAUCAUCACCAGGAGUGGGAAAGGAAGGAGUGGGGAGUUACUGUGUCAUGAGGACAGAGCCAGAAAGUAUGAUUAUCAGCAGCCACAGAGCCAAGGUGACAGUGUACAGCUCUCAUUGGAAUGAAAUCUCAGAAAAUGAGCCACAGAAAUGAUUGUUGUUCAAGAGUGCAGUCUCCUCACGCUGCUAAAUCACGAGCAGCAUUUUUUUAAAACUUCUGUCUCCAUAAAAUCAUUUUAUUUGUGACUUUUCCCCAAGUUUUUGGUGUGGUUUGUUUCACUUUUUGAAACCUCAUCUCCAAAUCAUUUGUUCCACAAAUUAGAAAUUCCUCAAAAGGCCUGAACACAGAGAGUCUGCACGUACCUAGGAAGAUAGACUACCACCAGAGACGGUGACUUUACCUUGUGAAGAAUUUGAUCCCUUCAGGAUACAAUCAGGAAAUAAAAACACAUCUUUGGAAGCAAGAGUCUGGAGCUGAUGCCACUUUGGAACUUUUUUGCCAACUUAAAAAAUAAAAAUCUAAUCAUUGGAAUAACUUCCUCUUCGACUGUGUUCUGGGAUAAAUAUAAUACGGAUAAUGGACUAACGUGUGUUCUUACAGCUGUUGUUACCUCUAACCGAAUUAACCGUCUUUGCUACUUCAGAAUUUGCACAGUAAACUGUCUUUUCUGCGUUGUGAAAUUGUGAUACGCACCCCCCUGUUAAUUGUAGAAGUUUUCUUUGACUGGAGUUUGUUCCCCUUAAUUGUAUUCCCAGGAGUUUCUUCCACCAGAAGAGUCUUCUUUCGGCCGUGCUGGGGCUACACUGCGGCAUACAUGGGCACCUCUGACUGGUGUCAGCGGCUUACUUUUGGGUCAUGUGACCAUCAGUCUUUAAUGUAACUCUAUGGUUUCUUAGGCUUUUUUUAGCAUAAUAAGCUUCCCUGCAGACUCUCAUAUCUUGUACCAUUUUUGUACUGUACAUUGAAAUGUUUUCACCCAGUUUUUCAUAUUUAUUUAAAUAAAAGCUGGUUGGAGAUAGUGGCAGGGAAGUUCAACUGUCCAUGUAACUGUCCAUAAAUUCGUUUUUGAAUCAAAACUAUAAGAGUUAGAGUUAAUAUUUCAAGCAUUUUUGCCUUUUCCUUUAUAAUUAUGAAGUAAAGAAUAUAAAUCUAAAUGAAAAGGUUUAGACCACAUAAAAUCAUUUCAGGGAAGUUGCAUUUACUUUUAAAAUUUAAAUCUUUCAAAUAUAUAUAUUUUGUUGUACAAGGUGAAUUGUUGACCAAAUGGAAUAAUUCUUUCUUAAUUCACAGAUGAGUUUGAACGCACCGCCUGUAUGUAGAAUGAAUACUCAGACUGAAGGAUUGUAAACAGUUACAGUUAUGGCCUGGGGAUAGCAGAGCAGCAAGGGGACAAUCUUCUUAAACUUUGCUUUGCUCUCAUGUAAUCAGGAGCGGGAGCGGUUUACCUGCUGUCCCUGAUGUGUGGCACAAAUCUGGACGAAUUACGAAAACUGGCUAUCUCAGCUGAUUUGUACAGUGUACCUAAAUAAAUAUCAGUCACAACGAAA